AUGCCUCUACCCCCCACCCUCCUUAAAGGCAGUUGCCUCUGCUCCAAAACCUCCUUUACCUCCACAAAAUUACCCCUCUGCCUCACCCAUUGCCACUGCAUCCCCUGCCGCAAACUCUCAGGAGGGCCUUUCACAACCUGGGCAGAUUUUCCCAGCAAUGCCAUAAGCUGGACGCCCCCUGCAGCUGCUACUGCAGCUCCUAUUGCAACAUCUACGACUUCGUCUACUAGUGGCAACCCUGAAGCCCCUGCCUGCGGCAAUGGAAUGCCUACACUAAGACGCUCAAGCAAAAUCGCCACGCGCGGGUUUUGUGAAUCAUGUGGUUCGACGGUUUCUAUGCAGUAUGAUAUGGACCCGGAUGUUUUGGGGGUGGCAGUGGGUUUAAUCGAUGAAGAUUGUCACGGAGAUGUUGGGGCGGUGUUGGAGAUAUUACCGCAGAAACAUAUAUUUCUGAAAGACAAAGCGCGGUGGUUUAAAGUCGAGAAGGGCAGCGUGGGCGAGGCGAGUGAGUGGGAAGGGUUUUCGGGGGAUUGGGAGAGGAAGGUUGGGAUGAAGGGGCACGGAACGGUUUGA
Histoplasma capsulatum G186AR is the source of this 573-nucleotide messenger RNA. Its product is annotated as DUF636 domain-containing protein. Gene Ontology annotation, molecular function: carbon-sulfur lyase activity. The coding region runs from base 1 to 573 and encodes 190 amino acids. Lineage: Eukaryota; Fungi; Ascomycota; Eurotiomycetes; Onygenales; Ajellomycetaceae. The transcript has a single exon. The record is from RefSeq and is a predicted model, not a curated record.